CGAGGCGAGGCGGUGACGGAGGCGCGUGACGCAGGAGCCGGCUGGGUACGUCCAGUGCCGGCGGGCGGAGCUCCGCCCCGUGGCUGCUCGCGCUCGCCGGCCGGCCGGCGUCUGGCUGUCAGGCGCCGCCGAGCCCGAGUCGCUGCUGCUGCUGCUGCUGCCGCCGCCGCCGCCCCCCGCCUUCCUUCCUUCCCCCGCCGGGCCCGAGGAGACACCGAGGGCGGCCAUGAAGAUCUGGAGCUCGGAGCAUGUGUUCGGACACCCUUGGGAUACAGUGAUCAAAGCUGCUAUGAGAAAGUAUCCCAACCCAAUGAAUCCGUGUGUGGUAGGAGUAGAUGUCCUCGACAGAAGCCUUGAUAACCAGGGGAGGUUGCAUAGUCACCGUCUUCUCAGCACAGAGUGGGGACUGCCAAGUAUUGUAAAAGCGAUUUUAGGAACAAGUAGAACUCUGACUUACAUUGAGGAACAUUCUGUGGUAGAUCCAGUGGAAAAAAAGAUGGAGCUUUGCUCAACUAAUAUUACUCUUACAAACUUGGUGUCUGUUGAUGAGAGACUGGUUUACACACCUCAUCCUGAAAACCCUGAAAAAACUGUGCUAACUCAAGAAGCAAUUAUUACUGUUAAAGGCAUUAGCUUGAGCAGUUAUCUGGAAAGCUUAAUGGCAAACACAAUAUCUUCUAAUGCCAGAAAGUUGUUCCGGUUCCUGUCCAUUAUUGAGCUGUCUCCUUGCCCUUGGCUGAAAGUAAGGGUCGGGAUGCCCUGGAGUGGGUGAUCAGCAAACUAAACACAGAACUGGAGGAGCUGAAGUCAACGCGUGAGGGCAUGAAACCAGCCAUGGCAGCAGCGUCAACAGAAAAAUAAGACCAAAAAUACCAAGUAACCAACAGAAAAGGUUUAGUCUGCAGACUGCUUCAUAGAUCUCCCUUCCAAGGCUGAUCUGUAUAGGUUUUAUAUAUUUAUAAGAAUACUGGAUCAGCGGAAAAGUAACCUCAUCCGUCAUCUCCACAGCAGCUCCUGUUGCCUACUGAAGAUUAAAUUGACCUCCUGCAGACGCUCUUUUAAUUUAAACAAUUUAUUUUUAACACUGGAAACAACACUUAGCACAUUUAAAACUGCCUAAAUGUGCCUUUUUGUAACAAAGAUAGAGAGUAUGUUAUAUUUACACCAUCUCGGUUUUUCGUACUCAAACUUGAAAAGAAUGCAUGUGUGGUAUUAAGGAUUUUCCAUGUGAACAUUUGUUCUGUGAAGGGCUGAUGAUAGGUACUAGAGCACUGAAUUUUGUCUGUUUUGUAAUCUGAUAGUGUCUUAUAACCAUUUAAAGGGAACUGCGUGAGUCAGAACAUGAUACUGUAGAAUUAUGUAUCUAUCUAGAGGAUCAUCCCAAAAAGCUAAAACUUGUUUGGUACUAUCUUUUCCUGUAUUGUUUAAAUGUGCUGCCUGAACAUGACACACAGCUACUUUACCUCUUAGAUGUUUUUAUCCAAACAAAGAUAAAGUUUCUAUUGAUGUUAAUAGCCCAAAACAGUUUUUUGGCGGGGAGAAGGGUAUAAUUUAUUUUCAUAUUUAUUAACUUGCUCUAGUUCCUCCCCUCCCUAUGAGGAGAGGAGUAGUAAUUCCUGGAAGGUGCUGGAAAAUACUUCCCGUAUUUAUCUCUAAGAAGGGUACUUGUAGGCUACUUGAAUGAAGAGACUGUGCUGUUCCACUGGGCCCUGCUCUUCACAUCAUGUCUUAACUGAGGGGGAGGCUGAUGCAAUAACCAGAGGAGUUGAAAUCAGAAAUAAGCUGGAAAUUUGAAAUCCAAAGGGUAAGGUCUCAAGAACAUGCAUUUUUCACGCCCUGAUGGAGAAGAACAAGAGUACAAGAAAAACAAACGGACUCUACUUUUUGAGUGCUUUCUACUAACUAUUGACUACCAGUGCAAUUGAAUGUUUUUUCAACACUUUUCCACAUUGGUACAAAAUGGUUUUAGGAUAAUUUUAAAUGAUUCUCAUAAUGUAGAAAAAUGCUGCUGAAACUGCAGAAGUUGUCUCCUAUAAAACAUGCAUUAAUUGGUAAAAUUCCUAGCCUUGCCUGAUGUUCACAACGUUUUCAUAUUUGGUCCAGGCGUAGUACAUGUUUCUUAGACAGCCCUCUGUCAGGGCAUUUAAACUUAUUUUUUGGUGUGCACACAAAGUGGAAUAAAUGUUGCAAGGAUGUUUAGUCAUUCAAGUGGCAAGCCUGUGUUUAGGAGCUGUUAAAGAGCAUGAGUAACUUCUAGAAAGCUAGAAGAGUAAAAUGUUGGUCACUGUUUUGAUCUGGUAAUUUUAAAGUGUUUGUAGCUUAAGAGAAAUUUCAGUGUUCGUAUUCUGGUUAGUUUGAAAGUGAACAUUAAUUUGGGUGUAACUAUAGUUUCACUAAAUUACAUGAUCCUAAUGAAUAAACUUAAUUUAAAAAGAUGUAUAUAUAUUAGUUGAAAGCAAUUAAAUGAGUAGCUUAUAUUUA
Messenger RNA from Chroicocephalus ridibundus (black-headed gull), 2481 nucleotides. It is a transcript of the gene PRELID3A, whose product is annotated as PRELI domain containing 3A. Gene Ontology annotation, molecular function: phosphatidic acid transfer activity. NCBI's taxonomy places the organism in Eukaryota, Metazoa, Chordata, Aves, Charadriiformes, Laridae. The transcript is spliced from 7 exons. Gene Ontology annotation, biological process: phospholipid transport. Gene Ontology annotation, cellular component: mitochondrial intermembrane space. The record is from RefSeq and is a predicted model, not a curated record. Bases 227 to 772 code for a protein of 181 amino acids.